Encephalitozoon romaleae SJ-2008 is the source of this 234-nucleotide messenger RNA. Its product is annotated as ubiquitin-like protein. Gene Ontology annotation, biological process: protein neddylation; regulation of proteolysis; modification-dependent protein catabolic process. The record is from RefSeq and is a predicted model, not a curated record. The transcript has a single exon. Gene Ontology annotation, cellular component: cytoplasm; nucleus. Gene Ontology annotation, molecular function: ubiquitin protein ligase binding; protein tag activity. The coding region runs from base 1 to 234 and encodes 77 amino acids. Lineage: Eukaryota; Fungi; Microsporidia; Unikaryonidae.
AUGCAAAUAAAAGUCAAGACAAUAGCUGGAAGAGACUUAGAGCUUAAUGUCGACCCUGAAGAGACCGUCUUAGACUUGAAGCUGAAAAUAGAAAGUAUUGAGUUAAUACCAGCAGAACAGCAAAGGUUAGUGAGUAAUGGGAGAAUAUUGAUGAAAGAAAAAGACACGCUUGCCAGCCUAAAUAUAGUCUCUGGAAAUGUUGUUCAUAUGGUACUAGCCUUAAGAGGAGGAUAG